AAGUAUCAUUUCUCUCGUCAAAUCUGACAUCUCAGUUAAGGAAAACCAAAACUGUAGUGCAUUAUAAUUUUUUCUCAUCUAAUUUGUUUAUUAAAAUUCGAAAAAUACUGCUAAAUUUACGAAAAUAAUAAUGUCAACAACAUCACCUAACCGUAAUAAAGCAACCACUACACCAAGUACAAAAAUAACUGCCGAACAAGUUAUAAUUAUAAUUCGGUUGAUAAAAAAAUACAAAUGUAUUUGGGACAGAAAUCAUCCAGAUUUUGGGAAGCGCCAAAUACGAUCUAAUGCCUUCAAAAAAAUUGGAAGCUAUUUUCAACUAACCGCCGAAGAUGUAAGCCGAAAAUAUCGACGGUAUAGGAAUUGUUACAUUCAAGAACUCAAACAGAUUCGUGAGAAGAAGAAGACCUUUAGUAAUUUGUUUUAUUUUGAUGAAAUGGAUUUUCUGCGAAAGGUAGUUGGGCAACGUGCAGAGGCCGCCAAGAAAUCUUCAGUAGUUUCUCCUUCCAGAGAAAGUUCUGAUGCAAUAAAUUUAGAUUAUCACUUUAAUACUGAUGAUGAUGAGAUUCCAAUUGAAUCUCUUGAAAAUGAUUAUUAUUUCGAACCUGUUGAGGAGCAUUCACAGUUUUCUAGCUAUGAGUCGAAUCACUCAAAUGAAGAACCUCUCUUGGUGGCUGAGAACAUAAAAGAAGAAGUUGCUAUGAGUUUAGAACCAGAAGUUGUAGAUCAGGAAGAAUGUUUAAUUGAAGAAAUACAAGAUGAAAAAGAACUUGAGAAUGCAACAAAUGAUAAAUCAGAUGAAUUUGAUAUCUUUGCUGCAUACUUGGCUAGUCAACUUAGAGAAAUGGAUAAGAUAUCGGCGUUGGAAACUAUGGAAGAACUUCAACGAAUUAUUUUUAAACGAAGAAUUCAAAUUUUAAAAAGAGAUCAAUCAAGUAAUUAGGAACUUUUAAGGAUUGCAUAAAUAUUUUAGUGGAAUCAAAUUAGUUUUAAAAAUUUAAAUAAAAUUGAUGUAGGUACAUACUGUUAAGAUCUA
Messenger RNA from Eupeodes corollae, 1036 nucleotides. RefSeq lists its product as uncharacterized. Lineage: Eukaryota; Metazoa; Arthropoda; Insecta; Diptera; Syrphidae. Gene Ontology annotation, biological process: regulation of transcription by RNA polymerase II. Bases 131 to 943 code for a protein of 270 amino acids. The transcript is spliced from 2 exons. The record is from RefSeq and is a predicted model, not a curated record. Gene Ontology annotation, cellular component: nucleus; transcription regulator complex.